AUUCCUCGUUCGCUUUUCUCAUAUUCAUCUUUCUCAAACCCUAAAUCGCUCUUCAAAAACUCUUCACGAUUCUCUCUGUCAAGAUGCAAAUUUUCGUGAAAACACUUACUGGCAAGACCAUUACUCUUGAGGUAGAGAGCUCUGACACUAUCGACAAUGUUAAGGCAAAGAUUCAGGACAAGGAAGGGAUCCCUCCGGAUCAGCAAAGAUUGAUCUUUGCCGGUAAACAGCUUGAGGAUGGACGUACCUUGGCGGAUUACAAUAUACAGAAGGAAUCAACUCUCCACUUGGUUCUCAGGUUAAGAGGUGGUAUGCAGAUCUUUGUGAAGACGUUGACAGGAAAAACCAUUACUUUGGAGGUUGAGAGCUCUGAUACUAUUGACAAUGUUAAAGCUAAGAUUCAGGACAAGGAAGGGAUUCCUCCGGAUCAGCAGAGGCUUAUCUUUGCUGGUAAGCAGUUAGAGGAUGGUCGCACACUUGCUGAUUACAACAUCCAAAAGGAGUCUACUCUCCAUCUUGUGCUUCGUCUCAGAGGUGGUAUGCAGAUUUUUGUGAAGACCCUUACCGGAAAGACCAUAACUUUGGAGGUUGAGAGCUCAGACACAAUUGAUAACGUCAAGGCUAAGAUUCAGGACAAGGAAGGAAUCCCACCAGACCAACAGAGACUCAUCUUUGCUGGGAAACAGCUUGAAGAUGGUCGCACCCUUGCUGAUUACAACAUCCAAAAGGAGUCUACUCUCCAUCUUGUACUUCGUCUCAGAGGUGGUAUGCAGAUUUUUGUGAAGACCCUCACAGGAAAGACCAUAACUUUGGAGGUUGAGAGUUCAGACACAAUCGAUAAUGUCAAAGCUAAGAUUCAGGAUAAGGAGGGGAUCCCACCAGACCAGCAGAGACUCAUCUUUGCUGGAAAACAGCUUGAGGAUGGUCGCACACUUGCGGAUUACAACAUCCAAAAAGAAUCUACUCUUCACCUUGUGUUGCGUCUUCGUGGUGGUAUGCAAAUCUUUGUGAAAACAUUGACAGGUAAGACUAUUACCUUGGAGGUUGAGAGCUCAGACACAAUUGAUAACGUCAAGGCUAAGAUUCAGGACAAAGAGGGGAUCCCACCAGACCAGCAGAGACUCAUCUUUGCUGGGAAACAGCUUGAGGAUGGUCGGACUUUGGCUGAUUAUAACAUCCAAAAGGAAUCAACUCUCCACUUGGUUCUUCGUCUUCGUGGUGGUGGAAGCUUCUGAGCUUUAUCAUCUGUGGUCAAAACUGUUGUUUGAUUGUGUCUUGUGUACUUGUGUGGAGUGUGGUGAUAUAAACUUUCUCUAUCGUUUGUUAGCUUUCUCAAUUUAUUUUCUUUUUGUGGUAAGACCUCUAAAUUUAAUAUCCAAUGUUAUUUGAUUGGACAGAAAA
Capsella rubella is the source of this 1401-nucleotide messenger RNA. Its product is annotated as polyubiquitin. NCBI's taxonomy places the organism in Eukaryota, Viridiplantae, Streptophyta, Magnoliopsida, Brassicales, Brassicaceae. The record is from RefSeq and is a predicted model, not a curated record. Gene Ontology annotation, molecular function: protein tag activity; ubiquitin protein ligase binding. The coding region runs from base 84 to 1235 and encodes 383 amino acids. Gene Ontology annotation, biological process: protein ubiquitination; modification-dependent protein catabolic process. The transcript is spliced from 2 exons. Gene Ontology annotation, cellular component: cytoplasm; nucleus.